AUGUUUAACAAAGUCAUAGAAUCUGUUAAACCAAUUGAAAACGACAUAAAAAAUCCCGGUGUUCUUGUAGACCUUUUCGCCUCAAAAUUACCAGUUACAACCAAUCUAAUAGCAACACAAGCUAUAGAGCAAUUUAUUUUAUGUUUUCCCAAGCAAUAUAGACAACACCUGAGGGAAACAAGAAUAGGAAAAUUUCAAUUGGUGUAUCCUACAACAUACAACUAUUACGAAGAAGCAAAUGAAUAUGGAGAACUCUCAUUCCAUUUCACACUUUCAGUUCCUGAGGGAGAAGAAAAAGCAAUCUAUCAUGUACAAUCUCUUGCAGGAUGUGAAGGAAAACCUCACAUCAUAACUACUGUUGCAAUUGACAAACCUGCAAGAGUCGAAGACGAUGUUUUGUUCGCGUCCAUUGCUGGUUUUGGCAUGGGAGAACCAAUUCCAAUUUCCCAUUUCACAGAAUACUCAGCACAACAUUUUCAAAAUGUAGAAUUCGUGUUCUACGACCAUCAAAAGUUCCUGCUAACAAAACCAAAGAAACAAUUUGUCUCAAUAUUUGUUGCUGGUCAUGUGGCUGACAAAGAGCCAUCAGAUACUGACUAUGAAGAAGAGGAGGAGGAAGAAGAAAACGAUAGCGAUGUCGUUCUUAUCGAAUAA
Molecule: messenger RNA, 654 nt
Organism: Trichomonas vaginalis G3
Lineage: Eukaryota; Parabasalia; Trichomonadida; Trichomonadidae
Product: attachment subunit-related family
Exons: 1
Coding region: 1-654 (217 amino acids)
Source: RefSeq, a predicted model, not a curated record